Molecule: messenger RNA, 771 nt
Organism: Penicillium maclennaniae
Lineage: Eukaryota; Fungi; Ascomycota; Eurotiomycetes; Eurotiales; Aspergillaceae
Product: Rab family GTPase
Exons: 3
Coding region: 1-771 (256 amino acids)
Molecular function (GO): GTP binding; GTPase activity
Source: RefSeq, a predicted model, not a curated record
AUGUCCGACUCAGCAGGCGCCAACGCACCCAAGCCGAGCAGCAGCGUCAAGCUCGUGUUGCUGGGUGAAGCUGCAGUGGGCAAGUCGUCGCUUGUGCUUCGAUUCGUCAACAACGAUUUUCAGGAGAACAAGGAGCCCACCAUCGGCGCGGCCUUCCUGACACAGAAAUGUACCCUCCCAACACGCACGAUCAAGUUUGAGAUCUGGGAUACCGCCGGCCAAGAAAGAUUUGCGUCGCUCGCCCCUAUGUACUACCGCAAUGCCCAAGCCGCCCUUGUCGUCUACGAUGUCACAAAGCCUUCGUCGCUGACUAAAGCAAAACACUGGGUCGCUGAACUGCAGCGCCAGGCAAGCCCCGGGAUUGUCAUUGCACUUGUUGGUAACAAGCUGGACUUGACCAAUGACGGUGGCGAUGCCUCCGCGGCCCCUGAGCCUGUUACCGAGUCUGUUGGUGCCGAAGGAGAUGAGACCACCAAUGAGGUGGCCGAGGACGCCACCCCUGGUGAUGCCCGAAAGGUGUUCACUCGUGAAGCCAACAGCUAUGCGGAAGAGGAGAGCUUGUUGUUUUUUGAAACUAGUGCCAAGACCGGUACCAACGUGGUGGAUGUGUUCACAGCAAUUGCCAACGCCAUUCCCGAGAGCAGCCUCAAGACUGGCCGGGGUGCUGCCGGAUCUGGACAGACUGCUCUCGGCGGACGCUCUGGAGAAGACUCUCGGGUAAAUCUGGGUGAGCGAAAUGCUGCGACGGCCAAGGAGGGCUGCGCUUGUUGA